AUGCUUCUGUCGUCCAACCAGACGCUGGUGACGGCGUUCGUGCUGCAGGGCUUCUCUGAGCACCCUGGGCUGCGGAUGCCCCUUUUUGGCUGCAUCCUCUCCCUCUAUGCCAUUGCAUUCAUGGGAAACGCUGUGAUCAUUGCUGUGGUCAGCUGCAGCACUAGCCUCCACAGCCCCAUGUACUUUUUCCUGAGCCACCUGGCCACCAUGGACGUCGUCUGCACCUCAUCUGUGCUGCCCAAGGCGCUGGCGGGCCUGGCCUCUGACAAAAACACCAUCUCUUUCUCAGGGUGCAUGGCCCAGCUCUUCUUCCUCAUCUGGUCUGGGUCUUCUGAGCUGCUGCUGCUCACGGUCAUGGCCUAUGACCGCUACGUGGCCAUCUGCCACCCACUGCACUACAGCUCCAGGAUGAGCCUGCUGCUGUGCAGGGCGCUGGCCGUGGGCGUGUGGGCUGUGUGCGCCAUCAAUGCUUCGGUGCACACUGGCCUGAUGGUGCAGCUGUCUUUCUGCGGCCCCAACGUCAUCACACACUUCUUCUGCGAGAUCCCCCCGCUCCUGCUGCUCUCCUGCAGCUCCACACUCGUGAACCGCAUCAUGACUCUCCUGGCUGAUGCCUUCUUUGCAGUCAUGACCUUCCUGCUCACCCUGGCAUCCUACGGCUGCAUCAUCACCAGCAUCCUGCGCAUCCGCUCAGUGGAGGGCAAGCAGCGGGCCUUCUCCACCUGCUCCUCCCACCUGAUGGUGGUCUCUCUGUACUACUCGGCUGUGUUGUAUGCCUACAUCAGCCCAGCCUCCAGCUAUGGCCCUGAGAGAAACAAAGUGUCUGGAGUGCUGUACAUGGCACUGAGCCCCACUCUGAACCCCAUCAUCUACUCUCUGAGGAACAGGGAGGUCAAGCACGCCCUGAGGACGCUCACCUCACUUCUCAGAUGUUAA
This is a messenger RNA of Ceratotherium simum simum (southern white rhinoceros), 936 nucleotides long. The record is from RefSeq and is a predicted model, not a curated record. Lineage: Eukaryota; Metazoa; Chordata; Mammalia; Perissodactyla; Rhinocerotidae.